Molecule: messenger RNA, 2808 nt
Organism: Lytechinus pictus (painted urchin)
Lineage: Eukaryota; Metazoa; Echinodermata; Echinoidea; Temnopleuroida; Toxopneustidae
Product: somatostatin receptor type 5-like
Exons: 3
Coding region: 345-1469 (374 amino acids)
Biological process (GO): neuropeptide signaling pathway
Cellular component (GO): plasma membrane
Molecular function (GO): G protein-coupled peptide receptor activity
Source: RefSeq, a predicted model, not a curated record
ACGAUUAUAUGUUGAUAACACACAACAGGUGGUCGAGAACUCAAAGUAGAGACUUUAAUUGUCUAAAUUGCAAUACCUCAACAUGAGGAAAAUAAUCCAGGCCGAUUGCUUUGCGAUAUACUCAAACUUAAUUGCAGAUAAAUGUGGUAUGGUGCGGUAUGUUAUAUGUUCAUCUGAUUAAUUGGUACGUAGAAAUGCAUGAGAAAAUUAAUUAUUUCAUAGCUUAUCUUGGCAGAAAAAACUGAAGCAAGAUGUCGUGAUAUAUAAUUAUAGCUGAACCAAAGUUUCAACAAAACGUGGUAUAAUCACUGGUCUGAAAAGCAACCUAAAAAGAGAAAAGGAGAAUGGAUACGGACAAUGCCCUAGUUAUUGGUGACAUUCCGACAACGAUUUCGACAUCCACCUCGCUCUCGCAUCCCGCAGAAGGUCAAAACUUCAACUCCACGACCCCCGAUGUCGAUCUCCCUUUCAUCGAGCUCUUCGACAUCUACUUCUUUCUACCCAUCGCCGUAAUCGGAAUACCAUGCAACGUAAUCGUUAUCGGGUUCAUUGCCUUCGUUCCUUCCCUACGGACCGUCAUCAACCAACUCAAAGCCAAUCUUGCCCUGGCCGACGUUAUCUACCUCACCGUCAACCCACUCAUCAACGCUCUGGUGGUCAAUGACCUCAGCUGGUGGCAAUGCCAGAUUAUCAGUUACAUGCAGUAUAUUGCCCAACAAGCGACCUGCUGUCUGCUUCUUGUGAUGACGAUAAUAAGGUAUGACGCCACAAUACACCCACUGACGUCAGAGGCAAGGUGUACAGGGGCCCGAAGGAUAGUUGCAAUCGUAGUGGCCUGGACGGUGUCAAUCGUACUGAUGAUACCCAGCGUAUUCUUCACCGAGUGUGAUGAGAGUGUCUCCGUUGGCCACAUCAUCACCUACAGCUACGUCACGAUGGUCAUCUUCGUUAUCCCGAUGUUCGUCCAUGCCUAUUGCCACGUCCGCAUUCUACGGGACUUCUCCCGCAGCGACCGGGAGCGCAAGAAAAGCGAAGGCAGCAUCCGACGAGCAAAUCGUCAAGGCCCUGGCCAGCGACAUCGCGACAAACGAUCCCUGACACGACAGGUUGUCGUCAUCGUUCUCGUCUUCUUCGUCUGCCGCGCUCCGCUCGAGGUCUUUCUCCUCUGGAAGGUCAACAUGAUGUACAGACUCGGGGAAGCGUUCGUCCUCGGGCGGACUGCGUCAAUCGUGCAUCUCGCGUGCAAAACUUUGGCGUACUUCACAGGCGUCAUCAAUCCAUUCUUGUACGCCUUCUGCAGUCCGAGUUUUAAGUCAGUCUUCCGGGAGAUGAUUCCUAAAACGUGGAGGAGGGACAGCGCUGAUUCCUCAACGCACAUCCUACCAAGGCGUGAGAGCAGGAACCGCAGGAAUUCAUAUACGUAUGAACAAGAUUCACGGAGGCAGAGCCAGUACGCGAAUGAGCGUUGAGAUGCCCCUUUUCUGCUCAACAUUUGGUUGACAGCCAUGUCGUUACAUUUGAAAGAACGAAACCAAACAGUAAAAUAAAUAUAGGCAAAAACGAUCUAAGGUGAGGAUGAUACUGGAUGAGGAGAAAUAAAAGACAAAACCAGAAGAAAAUGAAACUUAGAAACUGAACAAAAAAGAAAGGGUAAUAUAAAAGGGGGAAAUUGAGAGAAUGAGAGGGAGGGGGAAGAAAUCAAAGAAAUUAUGAAGAAAGAAUAACCAAGAAGAUGUAGACGAGCUUCGAGCUAUCCAUUAGUCACUAUAUUUCAUUUGUGUAAUACUACCUCAAAUAUAUGUUGGUUCUGUUGUACAUGUAGUUUUACAUUUAUAUGUUGAUGACUGAAGCUCAUUUAUGCUGCAGCCAGACUCCCAUUUCUUUAUUGUAAAUAGAACUGCAAGUAGGCCUACCUGUAUAUUUUUGGGAUAUUAGAAACAAUGCGACUCUGAUUAGGAGUCUCAAAUGAAGCCCUAUUGCAAGUAAAUGGAUUGUAUCAAAAUGAUCCUGAAAAAUCAAAACCUCAUUAAAGGACAAUUCCACCCCAACAAAACGUUCAUUUGAAUAAAAAGAGUAAAAUCCAACAAGCAUAACAUUGAAAAUUUCAUCAAAUUCGGAUGUAAAAUAAGAAACUUAAAUGACAUUUUAAAUUUUGCUUCUUUUUCACAAAAUAAUUAUAUGCACAAUUCAGUGACAUGCAAAUGAGAGAGUCGAUGAUGUCCUUCACUCACUAUUUCUUUUGUUUUUUGUUUGAAUUAUACAAUAUUUCAAAUUUUACUACUUUUUCAUUAAGGACUAACUUGACAACCAUAAAAUGUUCAAACAAUGGUAAUUCUUCAUCUUCAUAAAGAAAUAAAACUUUCUUUUGCAUGACAAUGAGGGGAAAAUUGAAAUAUUUCAUUUUUCAUAUAAUAAAAUACAAAAGAAAUAGUGAGUGGAUGACAUCAUCACUCCCCUCAUUUGCAUACAGACCAAGAUGUGCAUAUAACUGUUUUGUGAAAUUAAGCGAAAUUUAAAAAUGUCAUACAUGUAACUUUCUUAUUUUACAUCUGAUUUUAAUGAAAUUUUCAGUGUUAUGCUUGUUUGAUUUUUCUCUUUUUAUUCAAAUCAACUUUUUGUUGGGGUGAACUUGUCCUUUAAUGUUGUCUUGAAAUUGAAAAUAAAUUUUAAAAAAAUGUUUAUUUUUCUUACAUUCUCAUUAAUAACUUGUAAUGGAAAACAAGAUAUUGAUGGAAUAUAGAAUAAAACCUUGUUUAAGACGACUACACUGUUUGUUUCAAUUAAAUAAACUGUCAAAUACUCCAAACA